AUGAAAGUAUCGUUAGCUGCUUCAAUAUUAAGUUCAAGUGUUGCUGAUGCGUUGACAUACUGUUCAAAGUCACUUAAAUUACCAGAAUUUGAAAACUGUGAAGGUACUAUAGAAUUCUGUAGAAAUAUGAAUAAUAUUUUUGAUUUCUUGAACACAAGAAAUUUUUUAAGUAAAUCACCGUAUAAAAGACCAUUGUCUGAAAAAAAUAUUGAACAAUGCAACAGUUUUAUAGAUUUCUCUAUUAGUUAUUUAAGUAGUCUAAAAGAUAAAGACCAUGUGCCAAUAACUAAAAGUAUUAGAAAAACAGGAUUUAAUGGACUUAUUAUAUGCCUGAAAAGUGUUAAACAGUUGUUGGUAGACUUAGUAUUAAGUGGUAAAAUGAAAUUUCUCUUAACUUAUAAGCUAUCACAAGAUCACUUAGAACUAUUGUUUUCCACAAUACGAGCUCGUGGUGGUUUUAGUAAUAAUCCCACUGCUUGGCAAGUUGAAGCAGCCAUGAAACGAAUAUUAAUUCAUUCAGAAAUCAUGACAUCUUCAGGUGCUAAUUGUUUACCUCAAGAUACUACAACCAUAUUAUUUGUAUCGAGUAACAUAAAGAAACAGAAUGAAAUUGAAAAUGAGUACAUUGAUAUGUUAUGUGCCAAGUGA
Messenger RNA from Macrosiphum euphorbiae (potato aphid), 648 nucleotides. The record is from the annotation of a GenBank genome assembly. NCBI's taxonomy places the organism in Eukaryota, Metazoa, Arthropoda, Insecta, Hemiptera, Aphididae.